Messenger RNA from Parasteatoda tepidariorum (common house spider), 6213 nucleotides. RefSeq names its product sodium- and chloride-dependent GABA transporter 2. Gene Ontology annotation, biological process: sodium ion transmembrane transport; amino acid transport; nitrogen compound transport. Gene Ontology annotation, cellular component: plasma membrane. Lineage: Eukaryota; Metazoa; Arthropoda; Arachnida; Araneae; Theridiidae. The record is from RefSeq and is a predicted model, not a curated record.
AACAUAUAAACAAACGUUUUGAGCACACAUCCACUAGAGGUCGCUGUAUCCAUCGUAGUUAUUAAAAAGGGACGACCUAUAGAAGUGGCGGACAACUUGAUUAUUCUUAGCAUUCACCAGAUAAAUUCUUAUAAACUAAGAAACUUAGCAUUGCUACCAAAUUAGUAUACUGCCUUUUGGAAAUAUUGAGAAAGAUAAAUAAAAGUUUUUUCUUUUAAAAAGAACGUUUCUAGAAUUUCAAUUGUAGGAUAUUCAACUUGUCAUAGAAUUUUAAGAAAGUACCUUUUGUCAGUGAAAUAAUAUUUAAAAGUCGCUGAGAAGGAAAAGUCGCUUUACUGAGAAGAUUUUGACGAAUCCAAUCGUUCUGUCCAAGUUACGAUCGACCAAGUCCGUUUUUGACUUAUUUUUGUUCUUAAGAUAUGAUCGAGACUGCUAGUAAGAACACAAAUGGCAGUUUUCCUGUAUCUUCCGUCUGCAUUUCGAACAGAAAAGGCACUGAUGUUAGUGUAUCGUUAGCUUCUUCAUCUGAAAAUACUGUUAGAGAUGAACAUGAAAGGGGCCAAUGGAGCGGAAAGCUGGACUUUCUUUUCAGCGUAAUUAACUAUGCUGUAGGUUUGGGAAAUGUAUGGAGGUUUCCUUAUCUGUGUUAUGAAAAUGGUGGAGGAGCUUUCUUGUUCCCUUAUUUAAUAUGUCUUGUACUGAUUGCUGGUCCGGCAUUCGUUCAAGAAGUUUCCAUUGGACAGUUCCUGAGUUUGGGCGGAAUCAGCAUUUGGAAGAAGUUAGCUCCCAUGUUCAAAGGAGUGGGCUAUGCUUCGAUGAUGAUCGUCGCUCUGUACAAUAUAUACUUUAUAGUUAUUGUCGCGUGGAUUCUUCUUUAUCUGAAGUCAUCUUUCACCUCUCAACUGCCCUGGGCUAGAUGUGAUGGUCACUGGAACACUGAGAAUUGCGUCAAUCUCAAGAUGAACGCCACUUUACUAAACGUUACUGCUUCUGUGAAAGAUACGUCACCCGUUGUUGAGUUCUGGGAGCGAUAUGUGUUGGGAAUCACCGAUGGAAUCCAUGACAUGGGCAGUCUUCGUUGGGAAUUAGCUCUGUACCUGUUCGCUGCAUGGGUAUUCACCUAUUUCAUCAUAUGGAAAGGACUUCAUCAGAGUGGAAAAAUCAUCUAUGUGACGGCACUUUUUCCAUACGUGAUUUUAACCAUUCUCUUGAUCCGAGGGGUGACAUUAGAAGGCGCAACCAAUGGGAUUCUCUACCUCGUCACACCUAACUGGGAUAAACUCACUGAAACAAAGGUGUGGAUUUCUGCCGGCACGCAAGUCUUUUUUACUUUUGGCAUCGGAUUCGGAUCUGUCAUUAAUCUUGGAAGUUACAAUAAGUUUCAUCAUAACUUCUACAGGGAUUCUAUUCUUCUUUGUAUUGUGAAUCCUUUGACCAGUUUUUUGGCAGCAAUUGUUAUAUUUUCAGUUCUUGGUUACAUGGCUAAUGUUCAAGGUAUUGCUGUUUCUGAAGCAGUCAAAUCAGGUCCUGGAUUAGCCUUCUUAACGUACCCAGAGGUUGUGCUGCAUUUACCACUCUCUCCCAUAUGGUCUGUGCUAUUUUUCAUGAUGCUGUGCGUCCUAGGAAUCAACAGCCAGUUCUGUACAACAGAGGCGUUGGUAUCGAGUCUGGUUGAUGAAUGGCCCUAUUAUUUAACCCCUAGACGAAAACUCUUCUCUUUCAUUGUCUGUUUUGCUCUCUUUCUUCUAGGAUUGCCUAUGGUCACUAAUGGUGGUAUGUAUCUCUUCCAACUGAUGGAUUUUUACUCUGCCAGUGGAAUAUCUUUACUCUUCGUCGUAUUCUUCCAGACUGUAGCCAUUUCUUGGAUAUAUGGAACGGAGAGGCUCUCAAAGAACAUAAAUACAAUGAUUGGUUUCCAUCCAGGCACAUUUUUGAAAACGGGAUGGAAAAUAUUGAUUCCGCUUGGAACUGUUGGUAUAUUCUUCUUUUCCAUUGUUGACUACUCCCCCCUUGUCUAUGCUCAAGUGUACAGAUAUCCUUGGUGGGGUGAAAUGAUGGGAUGGCUCAUUGCCCUCUCCUCCAUGAUCUGGAUCCCUGGUUACAUCAUUUACUACAUCUACACAGCACAGGGGACACUCAAACAGAGAAUUCAAAAUGGCCUGACACCAGUACUGGACAGAGAUGACAACAAUCCUCCAUCCAUGGUUAACAUACAACUACAGGAGAAUACUUAUGUGUAGACAGAUGUGCUUAAGUUCAUAUAGCUUUAUUAUGUUUGAAGAAGAAAAAAAAAGGAAACUGUGAUGUGCUUUUUUUUACAAAAAAAGGUUUACUGUGAUGUAAACAUUCCAUGCAGCUGAUAGCUGAUGGGCGAGCCAAGUAAAGAAAUGUGUAUUAAACUUUAUCAUUGAAGCACUAAUAUCAUGCUAUUUAUUCAUAUUUAUUUUGUAUAUAGUGACACUGGGAGAGAAAUUGCAGCUCAUUUCAUGUUCUUCACAAAAUUAUUCUCGAGUAGCGCUGAACGCUGUACAGCUGAUAUUUAUACAUACCUCGAUAUCACGAACUCCGAUAACUCAAAUUUUUUCAUUACUAUCAAAAGUAAUAAUAAAUCUCAUUCGCUUUGCUGGGAAUAGAAAAUAUAAGCUAUUAUAAUGUAUCAAGCUAUAUUAAGAAGCAGUUCUUAGUUUUAUUAAACCAACAACUCUGUUGAUCUAAAAAUUGUUAUUCUAAUUUUAUCGCUUGCUUUUUUAUUAUUUAAAUAUUUUUAUGUGCUUAGUUUAUUUUAUUCAUGCUUUUGCUAGCCAAUUAUUUUUUAAUAUUUUCAGACUUUUAUACUAUUUUAACCCAAUGUAUUUUUCGGAAUAUUUAAAAUGAUUAACAAUAAGAAAAAGGAGACCAACAGAAAAGAAUGGUUCAAUGGCUCUGCAAGGGCUGUAGUGCCAGGAGGAUGAAAUUUUUUCAGUGAUUUCCCCCCUUAUUCCUGGUAUCUGUAGAUAAAAAAUAAAUCAUAAAAUAGCUAAUUUGAUGUAUAGUAAAGAAACUUGUCUUACGUGGCAAAACGAUUGGGUAGAAUCAGAAAGGGAGCAAGUUGACGGAACAGCAAGCGAAGGAGUAUUAAAAAGGAAGUGAAGUUGAUGCAAUUUUUAAAAUGCCAUUUGGCUAAAUUGUAAAAAAAAAAAAAAUAAUUGAGAGGAAUCUUCCUUUGAGUUCGUGAUAUCGAAAUUUGAUUGCACAAUUUAAAUAAGUUUUACUUAGUGAAAACGCUGCAAUGCUUAUGACUUGAGUUUUCACACAGUCAAUAGCUGUUCUUUGUAAAAAUAAAAAAAAAUAACAAUAAUGUAUUUAACCUUUUAAUUUUCUUAAGACGCAAUUUAAACCGUAUAUACUAGAGUUCUAUAAUAUUUUUUUCAGAAAUUCUCUGAAAUUAAACGGUGUGAAAUAUGUAUUGGUGUCAAAUAAAUAAGGAGAGGGUAUACUUCGUGAUACAUAGUACAAAUAAAGGUACCGAAAUGGACAUACUAUAGUUUCGAUUCUGUAAACAAGGAACCUUCAUUACCAUUGUGCUUGUCUCUUUUUAUGUUUAGACACUAAUAAAAGUUUUUGUUUAUACAGUCUCAGAAAUUAAACGCUCACAUUUGUCGAUUCAGCAAUCUUUGUGCUGAAUUUCGUUAGUUUUGAGAAUUAUUCCGUCACAAAAUCACGUGAUUUAUGACGAAACGCGAACUUUCAGAUAUAUGACGAAAAUGUUUCCUCGAUUACGGAAUCUCAUUGUUGGGCGUUGUGAGAGAUUUAAGACUAAACGAUCGAAACUAAAGGGAUGAUCAAGCUGACCGGCUAUAUAGUGGUCAAAGAGUUGGCCUCGUUAGUACCAGGGAGAUCCCGGGUUCGUAUCCCGCUACUGGCAUAGGUGAAAUAAAUCUCAGUCUUUUUUAUGUUGUUUGGGUGACAUUAAUCCACCUAUAUGGUGUCCAUAUAGGUGUUCCAUGAUAAAGUGAUAAUUAGAUACGAUAGGCUCCGCUACGAGGGUUAUUAUUAUUAUUUUUCGGAAAAAAGUAGAAUGACGAAAUAUUUCUUUAAUUUUGACAAAAUUCAUUUCCUCGUCACUUUGACGAAAUUUUUACUCGGAGCAUAUACCAAGAAACGGUUUCAUCAAAAACGCAGAAAGUUUCUUGAAAUUUAAGCACUCAUUUUUCACCGUGUAGAACCAAAAAUGUAGUAAGUCUAUUUCAGAACCUUUGUUUGUAAUUUAUUCACAUUGUUUUUCAUUCAAUCGUAUAUCAGCAUUUUCCUAAUAAUUUUCCACCCACAGAAAAUUUUAUUAAAUUAAAUUGGAAUUAUUCAUGAACAAUAAAAAAGCUUAAAUUAUUUAAAUAAAAAAGCUUUUUUUUAAUUUAAAUAAUUAUAUUUCUAAUAAUAUUAAAUACUUCUCGAAAAACAAAAUAUCAAUGAAAUAUCAAUGAGAAAGAUGAACUGGUUUGACAUGCGGCAUUAAAUACACGUUUUGACAAUAGGUUUAGUGAAUCAAUGUUUUUAAUGCUAUUAUUGAAAAGUGAAAUGGUUGCUGAAUAUUUUCUUUCCAAAUUACUUUAUGGAUGACAAGUAUUCUGUAUUUUUUAAUUUAGUUGAUAAUAAAUGUGCUAUUUUAUUACUUGUAACUAAACGGAGCCAACUUGUAAGAUAUUUUCGUUGAUAUAGAUCUAAAUUAUGCUUUGCUGCUUCAAAUCUAAAAGAGCUUUGUUAUUUAUGUGCUGAUGAUUAUUAAAUUGAAAUAAAGUAGAUUUGAAAAUCCACCUUAUAGCAUGGAACCCUUGUUGAAUUGAUUUUAAUUAAUAGAAGUUAAAAAUAUUUUAUUUUACAUUUUAAAGAAAUUAUACACAAAACUUUUUCUCAACUGUAGAGAUUUUUUUGACUGCAAGGAAAUUUCUUUAUCUUUGGAAUUCAUAAUUAAUGUUGAUAAAACAUUUAUUUUUCAUACUAGUAUUUAAAUAAAACAAAAUCUCCUCUAUUUUAGUAAACAAAGUUUGUAUAUUUUGCAUAUUUUUGUAUUUUUUUCAUAUUCAAAUGAUGUAUUCUUGUAAAUAAUACUUGAUGUAAUGUAGCUAAUUGUUUAUAUAGUCAUAUAGUCUGUGUUUGAAGGAUAUAUUUUUUCACAAUAUAUAUGGGUAAUUCUUCAGAAAUUGUGACAUUUAACAGUGAUAAUUUAUGAAAAAAAAGCAUUAUUCUACACGCAUUUUGGUGCAUGAUUUGUGAAUGUUAAAAAUGAAGCAGGUUUAUCUCGUCAAAAUGUUAAAAUUAAAGUAAUUGUGUAAAUGAAGAGAAGGAAAAAUUGCCGGCAUGAAUAUUAAGAAAACAAUGAGGUUUUAAGGAAUAAGGUUUAGGGAAACAACGAAUAAGGUUUUGAGGAAACAAUAACAGAAGUGACAAAAUGUUAGAAAAUAUUAUUCUGCCUAAACGAUUGGUUAUAAUCUAGUAAUUAUCGAUAUCAGUUAGCUAAAUUCUUUAUGGUGAAAUAAAGAUUAGUCUUUAAGAGAAAAAUGAAAUAUGGUUGAGAGGAAACGAUUAACAAAAGUGUGGUGUGCUGAAGUUGAUUUGGUUGCAAGACUCAAGAACCUUUAAUCUGACCUGCAUAAAAAGAAUCUCGUGAAAAAUUAUUUUAUCUCCGUUGGAAUUAAUUUGUAACCAGUUAGUAGUUAUUUUAAUAAUGUUUAUUGUAAAAAUCUGUUAUGAAAAGUGAACUUAGAUACAUUUUUCUUCACAGUAAAAUAUCUGAUUAGAAGGUUACAGGAAGAAAUUUUUUUUUAAAUCCAUAACAUUGAGGUGUCAGUCAUAAUAUUUAUAUUAAAAAUUUGAUUGAAUCUGUGAUUAAAAAAUUUCGAUAACUUUAAAAAAAGGAAAACAGAUUAAAUGAAGGCAAAUUUGUCACAAUUUCUGGGGAGUAAUAAUAUAUUUAUAUAUCAUAAUACAUGAAUAAGAAGAUGUUAAAAAGUUUUCAUUAACCUCCUGAAUAAAACUUAUUUUUAUAACAUUGUAGUAUCUGAUUCAUAUUCUAAGUUUUUUCUUGUGUUCUAACAUCAUUUUUUCAACAAAUUUUUUUUAGAAAAUUGUUAUUAUUGACUUGUCUUCAUUUCCUUUAUAUUACUUUCUGCAUGUGUGUGUUAUAUUUUAUUACAAAAUCUAAAUUCAAAUGCCUCAAUAAAACUUAUUUUUAUUAAA